Molecule: messenger RNA, 22555 nt
Organism: Coregonus sp. 'balchen'
Lineage: Eukaryota; Metazoa; Chordata; Actinopteri; Salmoniformes; Salmonidae
Source: the annotation of a GenBank genome assembly
AUGUACGUACGUGGUCAUGACAGUGUGUGUGGAUAUGUGUUCCUCCUCCCCCAGCUGGGCAUCAGCAGCGUUGAGCCUCAGAAUGGUUCAUGUGAGGGGGCGGUGGUCAUCCUGGAUGCCGGGGCUCAGUACGGCAAGGUGAUUGACAGGCGGAUCAGAGAGCUGUUUGUCCGCUCAGAGAUCCUCCCACUAGAGACGCCAGCCUUCGCCAUCAGAGAACAAGGCUUCAGGUGAGACUGACUGACAUCACACUUGCACCUGGGUGGCAUUUACAAGUCAACGAACCUGGACCAAAUGUUUCGAAAUGAAUAAGGAAAAUGCAUACGGAGGUGUGAGUGUGAGAGAGAGAGAACCUGUCAGAACAAUUACACUUGUGUGAUAAUUCCCAAGAUUACUAGUUACUAGUCUGAAAAUGACUACUCUGUUGUUGUGUAUGGUUACAUUUUAAAUGCCAUUUAGCAGAUGCUUUUAUCCAAACGCGACUUAGUCAUGCGUGCAUACAGUUUUACGUAUGUGUGGCCCCGGGAAUCGAACCCACAACCCUGCCGUUGCAAGUGCCAUGCUCUACCAACUGAGCCGUACAUAAAUUGAUUGAUUGUUUGACUUUUGUCUUUGAAUAUUUCUCCUCCCUCGUUCCUCCCUCUUUCUCUCUCCAGAGCGAUCAUCAUCUCUGGUGGUCCCAACUCUGUGUAUGCUGAGGAUGCCCCUUGGUUUGACCCUGCCAUAUUCACCAUUGGAAAGCCUGUCCUUGGUAUCUGCUAUGGAAUGCAGGUAGGAGGGCCCUGUGAAAUGCACAUACAGUGCAUUCGGAAACUAUUCAGACCCCUUGACUUUUCCCACAUUUUGUUAGGUUACAGCCUUAUUCUAAAAUGGACAACACAAAAUACCCCAUAAUGACAAAGCACAAACAGGUUGUUAGAAAUUUUUGCAAAUGUAUAAAAAAUAAAAAAACGGAAAUAUUAAAUUUCAAUAAGUAUUCAGACCCUUUACUCAGAACUUUGUUGAAGCACCUUUGGCAGUGAUUACAGGAUUGAGUCUUCUUGGGUAUGGCGCUACAAGCUUGGCACACCUGUAUUUGGGGAGUUUCUCCCAUUCUUCUCUGCAGAUCGUCUAAUACUCUGUCAGGUUGGAUGGGGAGCGUCGCUGCACAGCUAUUGUCAGGUCUCUCCAGAGAUGUUCGAUCAGGUUUAAGUCCGGGCUCUGGCUGGGCCACUCAAGGACAUUCAGAGACUUGUCCCGAAGCCAUCCUGCGUUGUCUUGGCUGUGUGCUUAGGGUCGUUGUCCUGUUGGAAGGUGAACUUUCGCCCCAGUCUGAGCUCUGGAGCAGGUUUUCACCAAGGAUCUCUCUGUACUUUGCUCCGUUCAUCUUUCCCUCGAUCCUGACUAGUCUCCCAGUCCCUGCUGCUGAAAAACAUCCCCACAGCAUGAUUCUGCCACCACAAUGCUGGCCACUCUACCAUAAAGGCCUGAUUGGUGGAGUGCUCUAGAGAUGGUUGUCCUUCUGGAAGGUUCUCCCAUCUCCACAGAGGAACUCUAGAGCUCUAUCAGAGUGACUAUCGGGUUCUUGGUCACCUCCCUGACCAAAGCCCUUCUCCCCCUAUUGCUCAGUUUGGCCGGGCGGCCAGCUCUAGGAAGAGUCUUUGUGGUUCCAAAAAUCUUCCAUUUAAGAAUGAUGGAGGCCACUGUGUUCUUGGGGACCUUCAAUGCUGCAUACAUUUUUUGGUACCCUUCCUCACAUCUGUGCCUCGACACAAUCCUGUCUCAGAGCUUGGUUUUUGCUCUGACAUGCACUGCCAACUGUGAGACCUCAUGUCCAAUCAAUUGAAUUUACCACAGGUGGACUCCAAUCAAGUUGUAGAAACAGCUCAAGGGUUGUCAAUGGAAACAGGAUGCACCUGUGCUAAAUUUACAGUCUCAUUUAUUUUUUAUUUUAUUUCACCUUUAUUUAACCAGGUAAGCCAGUUGAGAACAAGUUCUCAUUUACAACUGCGACCUGGCCAAGAUAAAGCAUAGCAGUGCGAUAAAAACAACAACACAGAGUUACAUAUGGGGUAAAAAAACAUAAAGUCAAAAAAUACAACAGAAAAUAUAUAUACAGUGUGUGCAAAUGUAGCAAGUUAUGGAGGUAUGGCAAUAAAUAGGCUAUAGUGCAAAAUAAUUACAAUUAGUAUUAACACUGGAAUGCUAGAUGUGCAAGAGAUUAUGUGCAAAUAGAGAUACUGGGGUGCAAAAGAGCAAAAUAAAUAACAAUAUAGGGAUGAGGUAGUUGGGUGGGCUAAUUUCAGAUGGGCUGUGUACAGGUGCAGUGAUCGGUAAGGUGCUCUGACAACUGAUGCUUAAAGUUAGUGAGGGACAUAAGAGUCUCCAGCUUCAGAGAUUUUUGCAAUUAGUUCCAGUCAUUGGCAGCAGAGAACUGGAAGGAAUGGCGGCCAAAGGAGGUGUUGGCUUUGGGGAUGACCAGUGAGAUAUACCUGCUGGAGCGCAGACUACGGGUGGGUGCUGCUAUGGUGACCAAUGAGCUAAUGUAGCUCAGUUGAUAGAGCAUGGCGUUUGCAACGCCAGGGUUGUGGGUUUGAUCCAGUAUAAAAAAAGAUAAGAGCGUCUGCUAAAUGACUAAAAUGUAAAUAAGGCGGGGAUUUGCCUAGCAGUGAUUUAUAGAUGGCCUGGAGCCAGUGGGUUUGACGACGAACAUGUAGUGAGGACCAGCCAACAAGAGCGUACAGGUCACAGUGGUGGGUAGUGUAUGGGGCUUUGGAGACAAAACGGAUGGCACUGUGAUAGACUACAUCCAAUUUGCUGAGUAGAGUGCUGGAGGCUAUUUUGUAAAUGACAUCGCCGAAGUCAAGGAUCGGUAGGAUAGUCAGUUUUACGAGGGCAUGUUUGGCAGCAUGAGUGAAGGAGGCUUUGUUGCGAAAUAGGAAGCCGAUUCUAGAUUUAACUUUGGAUUGGAGAUUCUUAAUGUGAGUCUGGAAGGAGAGUUUACAGUCUAACCAGACACCUAGGUAUUUGUAGUUGUCCACAUACUCUAGGUCAGACCCGUCGAGAGUGGUGAUUCUAGUCGGGCGGGCGUGUGCCAGCAGCGUUCGAUUGAAGAGCAUGCAUUUAGUUUUACUAGUGUUUAAGAGCAGUUGGAGGCUACUGAAGGAGUGUUGUAUGGCAUUGAAGCUCGUUUGGAGGUUUGUUAACACAGUGUCCAAUGAAGGGCCAGAUGUAUACAAAAUUGUGUCGUCUGCGUAGAGGUGGAUAGCAAAGGGUCUGAAUACUUAUGUAAAUAAGGUAUUUCUGUUUAAUUUUUAAUAACUGUGCUAAAAUGUCUAUAAACCUGUUUUCGCUUUGUCAUUAUGGGGUAUUGUGUGUAGAUUGCUAAGGAUUUUUUGUAUUCAAUCCAUUUUAGAAUAAGACUUAACGUAACAAAGUGGAAAAAGUCAAGGGGUCUGAAUACUUUCCGAAGGCACUGUACACAAAACCUCCCUCCAGAAGACCAUAGCAUGAAACUCUGUGUUCAUGACAUCAUCACCUAGAGUCAAUAACAGUGUGUCUAGACAGAUCAAUUGGAUAAAACCACUAAGAAUCAGUUUCUUAUGAUCACAUACAAAUUUAAAUUAGAUCUUUCAAUCAAUACAAAAUGCAGAUUUAAGAGGCUAAUGAUCAAUUGUCCUCUCCCCAGAUGAUGAAUAAAGUUUUUGGAGGCACAGUACACAGGAAGAGUGUGAGGGAGGAUGGAGUGUUCAACAUCGGACUGGACAACACCUGCUCUCUCUUCAGGUGGGUUAAGAAGAACUAAUGAUUCUUCAGAAAACAGUUUCACCAUAACCACUCAGAGAGAAGAAGUGAAGUGGUAGGCUAUUUCAAGAACAAGUGGUUUUCAUUGGUUUGUCCCAGAGCCAUGUGUUUGACGUGAACUGGACCAAAAUUCCAACAGUCACAUAGUUUCCCUUUGCCGUCACACAAACACUCCAAAAUAAGAAAACCACAUUCCUCCCUCUCUCAGACAUUACACACAGUCAGACACAAGCACAUUGUGGCUGCUUGCUGCCGCUUUGUUCCCUCUGGUUCCAGAUAUGGGUGGAAUUACUUCAGGUUUCAUUGUGCCUGUGUGUGAAUAUACUUCCUGUCUGACCUUUGACCCUGUGUGUGACUUGAUGUUGUCAGGGGCCUGCAGAAAGAGGAGCUGGUGCUGUUGACUCAUGGGGACAGUGUGGACAAGGUGGCCGAUGGCUUCAAGGUGGUGGCCCAGUCGGGGAGCAUCAUUGCAGGUAAGCAUUCUGGGAAAGGAUCCUUGGCCUGGAGGAAAAUGAUAUUUUAGACUAAUUUAGUCUACCACCAUACUUCCCUACUUUCAGUCAAUUCCACAAUAUGAUCAUGAAGCCCAUUGGCCCUUCUUCCAUCCCCAACCCUUCUUUGCCCUCGUCUUUGACCUCCCACACCUCACCACUGCCCCCCCUGUUCUCUGACAGGUAUUGCUAAUGAGCAGAAGAAGCUGUACGGGACCCAGUUUCACCCGGAAGUGGACCUGACGGAGCGGGGCACAGAGAUAUUACGUAACUUCCUGUUUGAAAUCGCCGGCUGCACUUCCAACUUCACCGUCCAGAACCGCCAGCAGUCCUGUAUCACAGAGAUUCAGGAGAAAGUUGGCAAGUCCAAAGUGCUGGUAAGGAAUCCACAGUAUGGUUCGGUGCAGUCUGUGGGUGUACUACAUGUGCCCCAUAGAAUAGAACAUAGAGACCCUGAGAGGGGGAGGGCGUAGGAAAUGAAUCUGAGUUAUUAGACAGUGAAAUGAAAGUGUGUUCUCUGCUGAAACGAUGUGAUCGAAUCCUUCUGCUCCUAGAGAGUGGGUCUGAGUGGGUCCCUCCAGAGAGAUAGAAACGGAGACGCUGUGUGUGGAAGUUUUUUUUUUUUUUUAGUCCUGGCUAUGUUGUCCCCAGGUUCUGCUGAGUGGCGGGGUGGACUCCACGGUGUGUACGGCCCUGCUGAACAAAGCUCUGAACCAGGAGCAGGUGAUCGCGGUGCACAUCGACAACGGCUUCAUGAGGAAGAGAGAGAGCCAGAGCGUUGAGGAGGCCCUCACCAAACUGGGCAUCAACCUCAAAGGUGAGAGGUCAAGCCAAGUUAGGUGUCAACCUCAAAGGUGAGAGGUCAAGCCUAACUGGGCAUCAACCUCAAAGGUGAGAGGUCAAGCCAAGCUGGUGUCCUACACCUGUCCAGAAUGGACUCAAAUGUAGCAUUAUGGAAUGUAGCCUUCAACCAGACCAUACAUGUGCCUGGCUAUGUAUAUAAAACAAAAUAAUCACACUCACAAAAGUUAUAAAAGAAUAAAGACAUUUCAAAUGAUAUAUUAGUGGCUAUGUACAGUGUUGUAACAAUGUGCAAGUAGUUGAAGUAUGAAAGGGAAAGUAAAUAAACAGAUAAAUAAUACUGUGGGUUGUAUUUACAAUGUUUGUGCUCCACUGGUUGCCCUUUUCUCAUGGCAACGGGCCACAAAUCUUGCUGUUGUGGUUGCAUAGUGCGGUAUUUCAACUAACAGAUAUGUUUAUCAAUGUUUGACUUGUUUUCUAAUUCUUUGUGGGUCUGCGUGAUCUCUCUCUCCCCCUCCCUCCCUCCAGUGGUGAACGCAGCACACACUUUCUAUAACGGCACGACGACCCUGCCCAUCUCUGAUGAAGACCGGACGCCACGGAAACGCAUCAGCAAGACCCUCAACAUGACCACCAACCCUGAGGAGAAGAGGAAGAUCAUCGGAGAUACCUUCGUCAAGGUACUGCCUGUCUGUUAUCGGUUGAAGAUGACAAAGGUUAGAGGAUUCUAAUAUCCCAUAACUCUUUGCAACAAUGGACCAGCUAUGCUAGUUAGCAACAACGCUGGUAGUUAGCAACGGCGCUGGUCAAAUCAAAUUGUAUUUGUCACAUGCGCCGAAUACAACAGGUGUAUACCUUACUGUGAAAUGCUUACUUACAAGCCCAUGAAUCUGUUUAUUUUUGGAAAAACUUCCACAUGGAAUCAUAACUUCUUCUAGGCUUUACCUUCAACCUAGUCUAUUAUCUGUGUCUGUCUGUGAGUCUCUUUCUGUCUAUUUGUCCCUCUUUUUUUCCUCAAGACUAUUGAAUGGACUUCCUUUGUGUGUGAUUGGCGUCUGUAGGUGGCCAAUGAGGUGAUAGGGGAGAUGAACCUGAAGCCGGAGGAGGUGUUCCUAGCCCAGGGCACCCUGAGGCCAGACCUCAUAGAGAGUGCUUCUCACCUCGCCAGCGGCAAGGCAGAGGUCAUCAAAACACACCACAACGACACAGAGCUCAUCCGCAAGCUGAGAGAUGAGGUACACCCACACUCACUGAAACAAACUUCAAACACAACCUUGAAAGCAUGUCUCAGAGCUGUUUCCUUCUGUAUGAGCUAGAGGUGGUCCAAGUCGUGUCCCAAGUAGUACGGGUUGAGUCAAGUCCAAGUCGUGUCCCAAGUAGUACGGGUUGAGUCAAGUCCAAGUCGUGUCCCAAGUAGUACGGGUUGAGUCAAGUCCAAGUCGUGUCCCAAGUAGUUCGGGUUGAGUCAAGUCCAAGUCGUGUACCAAGUAAUAAUAAUAAUAAUAAUAAUAAUAUGUAGUACGGGUUGAGGAAAGUCCAAGUCGUGUACCAAGUAAUAAUAAUAAUAAUAAUAAUAUGUAGUACGGGUUGAGGAAAGUCCAAGUCGUGUCCCAAGUAGUACGGGUUGAGUCAAGUCCAAGUCGUGUCCCAAGUAGUACGGGUUGAGUCAAGUCCAAGUCGUGUCCCAAGUAGUACGGGUUGAGUCAAGUUCAAGUCGUGUCCCAAGUAGUAUGGGUUGAGUCAAGUCCAAGUCGUGUCCCAAGUAGUACGGGUUGAGUCAAGUCCAAGUCGUGUCCCAAGUAGAACGGGUUGAGUCAAGUCCACGUUGUGUCCCAAGUAGUACGGGUUGAGUCAAGUCCAAGUCGUGUCCCAAGUAGAACGGGUUGAGUCAAGUCCACGUUGUGUCCCAAGUAGUACGGGUUGAGUCAAGUCCAAGUCGUGUCCCAAGUAGUACGGGUUGAGUCAAGUCCACAUUGUGUCCCAAGUAGAACGGGUUGAGUCAAGUCCAAGUCGUGCAUUCUAAGAGCAAGUCAAGUCUCAAGUAAAAAAAAAAAAUCUAUACAGGCAAUGACUUUUUCAACUACAAAUCUUAGUCCAAGUCGUGUCCCAAGUAGUACGGGUUGAGUCAAGUCCAAGUCGUGUACCAAGUAAUAAUAAUAAUAUGUAGUACGGGUUGAGGAAAGUCCAAGUCGUGUCCCAAGUAGUACGGGUUGAGUCAAGUCCAAGUCGUGUCCCAAGUAGUACGGGUUGAGUCAAGUCCAAGUCGUGUCCCAAGUAGUACGGGUUGAGUCAAGUCCAAGUCGUGUCCCAAGUAGUACGGGUUGAGUCAAGUCCAAGUCGUGUCCCAAGUAGUACGGGUUGAGUCAAGUCCAAGUCGUGUCCCAAGUAGUACGGGUUGAGUCAAGUCCACAUUGUGUCCCAAGUAGAACGGGUUGAGUCAAGUCCAAGUCGUGCAUUCUAAGAGCAAGUCAAGUCUCAAGUAAAAAAAAAAAAUCUAUACAGGCAAUGACUUUUUCAACUACAAAUCUUAGUCCAAGUCGUGUCCCAAGUAGUACGGGUUGAGUCAAGUCCAAGUCGUGUACCAAGUAAUAAUAAUAAUAUGUAGUACGGGUUGAGGAAAGUCCAAGUCGUGUCCCAAGUAGUACGGGUUGAGUCAAGUCCAAGUCGUGUCCCAAGUAGUACGGGUUGAGUCAAGUCCAAGUCGUGUCCCAAGUAGUACGGGUUGAGUCAAGUCCAAGUCGUGUCCCAAGUAGUACGGGUUGAGGAAAGUCCAAGUCGUGUCCCAAGUAGUACGGGUUGAGUCAAGUCCAAGUCGUGUCCCAAGUAGUACGGGUUGAGUCAAGUCCAAGUCGUGUCCCAAGUAGUACGGGUUGAGUCAAGUCCAAGUCGUGUCCCAAGUAGUACGGGUUGAGUCAAGUCCAAGUCGUGUCCCAAGUAGUACGGGUUGAGUCAAGUCCAAGUCGUGUCCCAAGUAGUACGGGUUGAGUCAAGUCCACGUUGUGUCCCAAGUAGUACGGGUUGAGUCAAGUCCACGUUGUGUCCCAAGUAGUACGGGUUGAGUCAAGUCCAAGUCGUGUCCCAAGUAGUACGGGUUGAGUCAAGUUCAAGUCGUGUCCCAAGUAGUACGGGUUGAGUCAAGUUCAAGUCGUGUCCCAAGUAGUACGGGUUGAGUCAAGUCCAAGUCGUGUCCCAAGUAGUACGGGUUGAGUCAAGUCCAAGUCGUGUCCCAAGUAGAACGGGUUGAGUCAAGUCCACGUUGUGUCCCAAGUAGUACGGGUUGAGUCAAGUCCAAGUCGUGUCCCAAGUAGAACGGGUUGAGUCAAGUCCACGUUGUGUCCCAAGUAGUACGGGUUGAGUCAAGUCCAAGUCGUGUCCCAAGUAGUACGGGUUGAGUCAAGUCCACGUUGUGUCCCAAGUAGAAUGGGUUGAGUCAAGUCCAAGUCGUGCAUUCUAAGAGCAAGUCAAGUCUCAAGUAAAAAAAAAAAAUCUAUACAGGCAAUGACUUUUUCAACUACAAAUCUUUGUCUAUUUAUUGAGGCUACCAGACAGCCUUUUUAAUUAUUUAGUCUACAAAUGAUUAUGUAAUAAUACAUUUUAACAAAUUACAAAUGCUUCAUAAGUAAAUGAUCAAUUUCAAGCAAUUUUGACAUACUAAAAGCCCAGUAUGCCUAUGCUAGUACGUGUUGCUUGAUGCUCCAUUGCUGGUGAUCUUGUAGCAAAGUAAACAGUUCAUAUUCUUGAUCAACAUUUCUUUUUGGGACUGCAUAUUUAUUUAUUAUGACAAUCCUCUCCCUACAAUUGGACAUUUGCGCUGCACCCAAUCCUAUAUAUGUACAGCAAAUCAGCAAUCUGUUCACUAGCUCAGUGGUUUUCAAACUUUUUGACCCCGCGACCCCCAAAAAGGAGUGGUUCAAAGCCUUGCGACCCAAGUGCACAGGGCGACGACGCGCGCACAAUCGCUGCGUAAAUAUAGCCUGUCAUUAUAGCCAUAAACAGUGAUGCAUUUUCAAAACGCAAAAUACACAAAUAAACUGCGUUUUACAGCUGCAUUUUGAGCUGAAGGUCAUUCAUCUUAGCAGUCAAUAUGAACUAGGGAUAUCAUGUCGCAUUGUCACUUGUCUGGAGUCCAGAGCAAGCAGGAUCAUACGGCCUACCUGUAUGUAGCAGGAUCAUACGGCCUACCUGUAUGUAGCAGGAUCAUACGGCCUACCUGUAUGAAGCAGGAUCAUACGGCCUACCUGUAUGAAGCAGGAUCAUACGGCCUACCUGUAUGCAGCAGGAUCAUACGGCCUACCUGUAUGAAGCAGGAUCAUACGGCCUACGUGUAUGCAGCAGGAUCAUACGGCCUACCUGUAUGAAGCAGGAUCAUACGGCAUACUUGUAUGUAGCAGGAUCAUACGGCCUACCUGUAUGUAGCAGGAUCAUACGGCCUACCUGUAUGCAGCAGGAUCAUACGGCCUACCUGUAUGCAGCAGGAUCAUACGGCCUACCUGAAUGCAGCGGAGGUUGCAGGAUCGGGUGGAAAGCAUGAUCUGUCUGUAAACUUUUUCUUCCUCACAGAAAUCAUUCAUUUGCCAGAAUGUUACCUCUUCAUCUUCAUCCCAUAAAGUGUGAAGGUAGUGUGAUGUUACAGCUAUCUUUAGACAUCUAGCCAGUACCCAACACUGAGGUAGAGAAUUAUAACCCACCUUUCUGAAAUAUGAAAAUGAUCAAUGAAAUUACCAGGUAUCCUAUUGUUGUGGUACGUAUGUGUCUGUAGCAGAUCGCUAAAUGUUACUUUAUAUGGAUAAUCUAUAGGCUACUCUGUUUUUGCCAGGCAAGUGCAUUUUGGUCACUAAUCUGGAUAUGUGCGCCCGCCUUUGUGCGCCAAUGCUGAUGACUGGUCGUUGGUCAACAGUCAAGAUGUGCAACUUUGUGGUUCUGAAACACAGAUUAGAUGUUUUUGAAACAAGAAUUUGGUGCAAUGCGGUAGGCUUAUGUUAGUGACCAGAUCGAAUAAGCAAAGGUAUGAAUACAAAUGGUAGGCUAUACAUAACCUAUUAAAAUAUGUAUGGAAAAAAUAUUUUCCCCAUUCAGUUUCACACUUCCCCCAAAACCUUCUCACUGCGCUAGCUCACCCGACCUGUGUUGAUUGACAGUUUGCUGGGCUGAGUGUGCGUUUCACUAGGCAAUCGUUUUUUUUGCUUGUUGCAAGUGCAAUACUGUCUGUCAGGUGGGAUGGGGAGCGUCGCUGCACAGCUAUUUUCAGUUCUCUCCAGAGAUGUUCGAUCGGCUUCAAGUCCGGGCUCUGGCUGGGCCACUCAAGGACAUUCAGAGACUUGGCCCGAAGCCACUCCUGCGUUGUCUUGGCUGUGUGCUUAGGGUCGUUGUCCUGUUGGAAGGUGAACCUUCGCCCCAGUCUGAGGUGCUGAGAGCUCUGGAGCAGGUUUUCAUCAAGGAUCACUCUGUACGUUGCUCCGUUCAUCUUUGCCUCGAUCCUGAAUAGACUCCCAGUCCCUGUCACUGAAAAACAUCCCCACAGCAUGAUGCUGCCACCACCAUGCUUCACCAUAGGGAUGGUGCCAGGUUUCAUCCAGACGUGACGCUUGGCAUUCAACCCUGUUUUCGCUUUGUCAUUAUGGGGUAUUGUGUGUAGAUUGCUGAGAAGAAAAAUAUAUAUUUAAUCCAUUUUAGAAAAAGGCUGUAACGUAACAAAAUGUGAAAAAAGUCAAGGGAUCUGAAUACUUUCCGAAGGCAUUGUAAUUUCAAGUCAUCAACCUCAAGUCAAUGUUGAGUCCGGAGUCUUGAGGCUCCAAGUCCAAGUCAAUUCUGAAGUUAUUUUAUUUUCUAACAAGUCGAGUCUCAAGUCAUGAAAUUUGUGACAUCUGGUCUGAACUGUCUCUCUCAUUCCCUCCAGGGAAAAGUCAUUGAGCCGCUGAAGGACUUCCAUAAGGAUGAGGUACGGGCACUGGGCAGAGAACUGGGACUGCCAGAGGACAUCGUCUGUCGACACCCUUUCCCUGGUCAGUACUCCACCGUACACACACAGAAUAGAAUGUUAUAUAGUCAUGGGAACAUUUAGAACCAACACAGAAUAGAAUGUUAUAUAGUCAUGGAACAUUUAGAACCAACACAGAAUAGAAUGUUAUAUAGUCAUGGAACAUUUAGAACCAACACAGAAUAGAAUGUUAUAUAGUCAUGGAACAUUUAGAACCAACACAGAAUAGAAUGUUAUAUAUAUAGUCAUGGAACAUUUAGAACCAACACAGAAUAGAAUGUUAUAUAUAGUCAUGGAACAUUUAGAACCAACACAGAAUAGAAUGUUAUAUAGUCAUGGAACAUUUAGAACAGGGUCCCCAUUGUAGGACAUAAAAGACUGUACAAACACCAGAAAAUCAUCUCCAAGUGACUUUAAUUUUGGAAAUCUGUUCCCAAGUAUUUCCAUGCGUAAUAGAGAGAUGUGAUCAUUUACAAUUUAAUAAUAAUUGAUUGGAUUUAUAUAGCACUUUUCUACCAACUGAGGUACUCAAAGCGCUUUACAUAGUAGGGGGAAACUCACCUCAUCCACCAUCAAUGUGUAGCACCCACCUCAGUGAUGCACGGCGACUAUUUUUGUGCCAGAACGCUCACUACACAUCAGGUGGAGAGGUGAGGAGGGAUAUAUGUCAAUUAGGAAUGAGGGGGAUGAUUAGGUGGCCACGAUGAAAUGUGGCCAGGUUGGGAAUUUAGCCAUGACACCGGGGUGAACAUCCCUACUCUUACAAUAAGUGCCAUGGGAUUUUGAAUGACCACAGAGUCAGGACACCCGUUUUAACGUCCCAUCCGAAGGACUGCACCCUACGCAGGACUAUGUUCUCAAAUAUAAUCAAGGUUUGAAAUGUUUGUUUUAGUCAAAUAUUAUAUCUGUUUAGGCUUCUUGCGGUCAAUUUGCAGUCUAAAAAUAUAUAUAUUUAUUAUGUUCUGGCCCCCCGACCAUCCACUCAAGAAAAACAUAGUUGAUGAUCCCUGAUUUAGAAUCAACACAGAAUAGAAUGUUAUAUAUAGUCAUGGAACAUUUGGAACCAACACAGAAUAGAAUGUUACAGUGGGGAAAACAAGUAUUUGAUACACUGCCGAUUUUGCAGGUUUUCCUACUUACAAAGCAUGUAGAGGUCUGUAAUUUUUAUCAUAGGUACACUUCAACUGUGAGAGACGGAAUCUAAAACAAAAAUCCCGAAAAUCACAUUGUAUGAUUUUUAAGUAAUUAAUUUGCAUUUUAUUGCAUGACAUAAGUAUUUGAUCACCUACCAACCAGUAAGAAUUCCGGCUCUCACAGACCUGUUAGUUUUUCUUUAAGAAGCCCUCCUGUUCUCCACUCAUUACCUGUAUUAACUGCACCUGUUUUGAACUCGUUACCUGUAUAAAAGACACCUGUCCACACACUCAAUCAAACAGACUCCAACCUCUCCACAAUGGCCAAGACCAGAGAGCUGUGUAAGGACAUCAGGGAUAAAAUUGUAGACCUGCCAAGGCUGGGAUGGGCUACAGGACAAUAGGCAAGCAGCUUGGUGAGAAGGCAACAACUGUUGGCGCAAUUAUUAGAAAAUGGAAGAAGUUCAAGAUGACGGUCAAUCACCCUCGGUCUGGGGCUCCAUGCAAGAUCUCACCUCGUGGGGCAUCAAUGAUCAUGAGGAAGGUGAGGGAUCAGCCCAGAACUACACCGUAUUGAAGGGAGGAUGGAUGGGGCCAUGUAUCGCGAGAUCUUGGCCAACAACCUCCUUCCCUCAGUAAGAGCAUUGAAGAUGGGUCGUGGCUGAGUCUUCCAGCAUGACAACGACCCGAAACACACAGCCAGGGAAACUAAGGAGUGGCUCCGUAAGAAGCAUCUCAAGGUCCUGGAGUGGCCUAGCCAGUCUCCAGACCUGAACCCAAUAGAACAUCUUUGGAGGGAGCUGAAAGUCCGUAUUGCCCAGUGACAGCCCCGAAACCUGAAAGAUCUGGAGAAGGUUUGUAUGGAGGAGUGGGCCAAAAUCCCUGCUGCAGUGUGUGCAAACCUGGUCAAGACCUACAGGAAACGUAUGAUCUCUGUAAUUACAAACAAAGGUUUCUGUACCAAAUAUUAAGUUCUGCUUUUCUGAUGUAUCAAAUACUUAUGUCAUGCAAUAAAAUGCAAAUUAAUUACUUAAAAAUCAUACAAUGUGAUUUUCUGGAUUUUUGUUUUAGAUUCCGUCUCUCACAGUUGAAGUGUACCUAUGAUAGAAAUUACAGACCUCUACAUGCUUUGUAAGUAGGAAAACCUGCAAAAUCGGCAGUGUAUCAAAUACUUGUUCUCCCCACUGUAUAUAUACAGUACCAGUCAAAAGUUUGGACACACCUACUCAUUCCAGGGCUUUCUUUAUUUUGACUAUUUUCUACAUUGUAGAAUAAUAGUGAAGACAUCAAAACUAUGAAAUAACACAUGGAAUCAUGUAGUAACCAAAAAAGUGUUAAACAAAUCUUCAAAUAGCCACCCUUUGCCUUGAUGACAGCUUUGCACACUCUGGUUCAGACGAUCACCUAAUCAGUACCUAAUUCAGUAGAAUGAGGUGUGCCUGUGUUGGAAUUCAACAGACACUGGAAUGGAAUGGCUGUCAUACAUGUAGAGAUGCUGAUUUAAGAAAAAAUUGCAGUGGUCUCUUAAUUUUUUCCAGAGCUGUGUGUGUAUAUAUUUUAUUUAUUCAUUCAUGGACAUUUGGAAUCAACAAAGAUAAUAGCAGAAGUAUGGCUGUGAUGUUAACCCCAUCCUCCUCUAGGUCCUGGCCUGGCCAUCAGAGUGAUCUGUGCGGACGAGCCCUACAUCUGUAAGGACUUUGCUGAGACCAACAACAUCCUCAAGAUCAUCACAGACUUCUCCGCCAUGGUCAAAAAGGUCAGAGGGCACAGCAUCACUAGUCUAUGACCGGAACACUGUCAAUAACAGAGUUUAUCUCGAUUCCAUUUCAAUUUGAGCUUAAUUGGACAUGGAAUUCUAGAAUGGACUGUAGAUGGAAUUGAUGGAAUUGACCCCAACUGUCCUUCUUUGUGCACAGACAUGCUGAUAACUAACUCUAGUAUGUCAGACUAGUUUGUUAAUAAUCAUAACUUACUCUGUCCCUCCAGCCCCACACGUUACUGCAGAGAGUGAAGUCGUGUAUAUCAGACGAGGAGGAGGAGAAACUCCUGCAGAUCACCAGUCUUCAUUCACUCAAUGCCUUCCUGCUUCCAAUCAAGACCGUUGGAGUCCAGGUAACACUUCUUACACUCACACUAAGCACUGCUCGCCACGAGGCUGGUCGCUGUCUGUAUGUGACCUCCGACUUCUAGAAAUGUACGGGUGGUCCUGGAAAUUGAUCCCACUAUCCUGGCGUUGCAAGAGCCAUGCUCUACCAAGGGAGUUACAGAGGACCACUGAUCUACAGUUGUCUUUGGCUACUGGUCACCUGACUGAGGCUUCCUAUCGUGUCUGUGAGCAGGGAUAGAUGGGUGUAUCUGAUUCUUGGUGCUGAGCAAUUUGAGGUUGGUUCGGAUUUGUUAAACAACAACACAGUUUUCAAUUUCGGUGUCGAUUUUUUUUUUUUAAGAAUAGGCUAAAGGCAUUAUGUGGGUGGAAUGCUGUAACAACACCUAAUAAAACAAUUGAUGGUAGUGCCCAUUACUGCCACUAACCAUAAUUUAUUCACAUUACUUAAGUAAAAUAUUUUGGUUCUGUAUAUUUUUUUAAACAUUUUUUUUAUAUAUAUAUUUUUUUAUAUUACAUAUUUGUUUUUUAGUAUGAUGAUGACUUUAUUAUUUCAUAAAACCCCAGUGAUGGUUGGCUAGUGACUGCCCAUUGCAGCUUAUAUGUAGUUUAUGGAAUUGUUGCUUCUGUCCCUCUCCUCGCCCUAACCUGGGCUCGAACCAGGGACCCUCUGAACACAACAACUGCCUCCCACGAAGCAUUGUUACGUAUCGCUCCACAAAAGCCGCUACUCUUGCAGAGUAAGGGAAACAACUGCUUCAAGGUCUCAGAGCGAGUGAUGUCACCGAUUGAAACGCAACUAGCAGGCACCGCUAACUAGCUAGCCAUUUCACACCGGUUACAUGUAGCAAAAUUACAUUUGUUUUCAAUUAGUUAUUUAAAAACCGAAAAUAAACCAACAUUUAACCUGGGCUCUGGUCAACUUGGGGGGGGGGGGGAUUUCUGUCUGUAAUAAAACUCAUUCUGAUUGUCUGGGCCUGGCUCCCCGGUGGGUGGGCCUAUGCCCUCCCAGGCCCACCCAUGGCUGCACCCCUAUGCCCUCCCAGGCCCACCCAUGGCUGCACCCCUGCCCAGUUAUGUGAAAUCCAUAGAUUAGGGCCUAAUUAAUUUUUUUCAAUUGACUGAUUUUUUUUCUAUGAAUUGUAACUCAGUAAAGUUUUUGAAAUUGUUGCAUUUUAUAUUUUUGUUCAGUAUAAAUAUAUUCAUGUUACAGGCUUUGGUUUUUCCAUUUAUGUUUUGAGGUUGGACUUUAGCGCAUAUAGCUCAUUAGCGCGUAAGGCGCACUGAUUGGUGUCACAUCAUUAGUCAGUAUGUGUUACACCUGUGCUGGUUACCAUCUCGUUAGUGGGAAGGUGUUUGACCUGUGCUGGCCCAGGUGCUAUUUUAAGAGCGACUGGCCCAGUGCUCCAGUUGUCUUGAUAGAUGCGGAGGGUCAACACCUCUCUCUAAUUUAUUUAUUUCCCUAUUUAGAUUUCUAGACAAACAAUAAUUUAUCUGUUUUUGGUUUGCUUCCUGUCUUUAAGUUUGGUGUCGUUUUUUUUUCUUUUGUUUGCCUCUUCUUGGGCAAAUUUUGUGGGGGCUGGGGCCUCCCGAGUGGCCCAGCGGUCUAAGGCACUGCAUCGCAGUGGUAGAGGCGUCACUACAGACCCUGGUUCGCUCCAAGGCUGUGUCGCAGCCUGCUGCGACCGGGAGACCCAUGAGGCUGCGCACAAUAGGCCCAGCGUCGUCCGGGUUAGGGGCUUUGGCCGGCCGGGAUGUCCUUGUCUCAUCGCGCUCUAGCGACUCCUUGUGGCGGGCCGGGCGCAUGCACGCUUACUACGGUCGCCAGUUGUACUGUGUUUCCUCCGACACAUUGGUGCGGCUGGCUUCCGGGUUAAGCGAGCAGUGUGUCAAGAAGAAGACUGUAACUACCAAUUUGGAUAUCACAAAAAAAGGGGUAAAAAGUACAAAAAAAAUAUAUAAUAACAUUUGUGGGCGCCUUUUAGGUUGCAGUUGUUGCUAGUCAACUGUCAGUGGACACCCCCACGAGUGUCUUUCAGAACCCCUCUUAAAACCACACCUGAUUUGGUUGUUGGUCAGUGACUUUGUUAGUUCCCUCUUCUGUUUGAGUGACAUUUUGGGUUUUCUUGCUGGGGAAAGUAAUGCAUGUCACAGAAUAAUUGAUUAUAACACACUGUUUUGCAAUGAAGGUCUACAGUAGCCUCAACAGCACUCUGUAGGGUAGCAACAUGGUGUAGCCGGAGGACAGCUAGCUUCCGUCCUCCUCUGGGUAUAUUGACUUCAAUACAAAACCUAGGAGGCUCAUGGCUCUCACCCCCUUCCAUAGACUUACACAGUAAUUAUGACUACUUCCGGAGGACGUCCUCCAACCUAUCAGAGCUCUUGCAGCAUGAACUGAAAUGUUGUCCACUCAAUCAAAGGAUCAGAUAUUUAUUCUAGUACUUUAGCAUAAGCUACAGCUAGCUAGCACUACAGUGCAUAAAAUGUGAGUAGUUGACUCAAAGAGAGAGAAAGACAAUAGUUGAACAGUUUUGAACAAAUUCAUUUAUUUAAAAAUGAAGGAGAGGCGAGAGAGCGCUAGCUAGCUAUAUUUCAUUGUAUUUUAUUUCUCUUUCACUUAGCUAGUGUGAAUGCCUACUCAAACAGAGAGGGAUGCUAUGUUAGCUAGCUGGCUAUGGUUAUUAAACACUGGAACUCUUCCAAGUCAAGGUAAGCUUUUGGUUUUAUUAAUUUAUUGCCACCGGGGCCCGCCGGUGUAACUGCUAAACUGCUUGCUGACUGUACACUGUACUGCGUGGUUGUAGCAAGUUUACUAACGUUUUAGUUCUAGUAGCUAUGUUGACUAGCUAUGACGUUUGCUAAUAUGGUGACAACGAUGUAGGCUGUGUUUAGCGGUUAUGAUAUGAAGGUUUGGCUUGGAAAUUAUUUUUUUCACCUGGUCACAAACAGCUAAUGUGUUGUUCACUGAAGUCCACAAGCAAAGGGAAGAGGUGAGAGGAGGAGAGGAGGAAUUCUACAACGAGCAAAAUGAUCAUGCUGUUUGUAUGUGGCUGCUAUGAAAGUGAACUGUUUGCGUGUGAUCAGGGGUGUAUUCAUUCCGCCAAUUCUGUCGAAAAACGUUUCUUAAACGGAAGCAAACGGAACGAAAUGGGGAUAAACAUAACUGAAUUUGUCCAAUAGAAACUCUUGUUUGCAACUGUUGGACUAAUGAUUACACCCCAGAUCAGCUAAUUUCUCUCGAUCUGUGCACCUACAUUGUUAACUUUCAUUCAUAGGCUAGGUUGGAGCAACCUCAUGAUGGGUAUAGGGAAUAUUUGAGUAUCAUGUAGUAGCCUAAACCUAUCGAUGUUACAUUGAGCUGGGUGAAUGGAAUAUGAAUGAAAGUCAUCCAAUAUGCUGUAAUAGAAAUAAGAACAUGCUCAUAUAAAUAAAAAAAUCUUCCGCUCCCAUCUUUAAAACGUCACCGACCGCCACUGUAGGGAACAUAGAGCAGCGGAAGAAUUCAGUUUGAGUCAUCAGGCAAGUGGUCUAUAGCAAUGGGCUAUAUGUGUCUGUCUGCCCAAUUACAUUACCUAGGCUCUGUGGUCAACAGCACCCUUAAUGACACAGUGGGCUGAAUGUCUGUCUGCCCAAUUACAUUACCUAGGCUCUGUGGUCAACAGCACCCUUAAUGACACAGUGGGCUGAAUGUCUGUCUGCCCAAUUACAUUACCUAGGCUCUGUGGUCAACAGCACCCUUAAUGACACAGUGGGCUGAAUGUCUGUCUGCCCAAUUACAUUACCUAGGCUCUGUGGUCUACAGCAAUGGGCUAUAUGUGUCUGUCUGCCCAAUUACAUUACCUAGGCUCUGUGGUCAACAGCACCCUUGAUGACACAGUGGGCUGUAUGUCUGUCUGUCUGCCCAAUUACAUUACCUAGGCUCUGUGGUCAACAGCACCCUUGAUGACACAGUGGGCUGUAUGUCUGUCUGUCUGCCCAAUUACAUUACCUAGGCUCUGUGGUCAACAGCACCCUUGAUGACACAGUGGGCUGUAUGUCUGUCUGUCUGCCCAAUUACAUUACCUAGGCUCUGUGGUCAACAGCACCCUUGAUGACACAGUGGGCUGUAUGUCUGUCUGUCUGUUCUGUUCUUCCAUCUGUUUCUUUUGGGGAAUUCAGACCAGCUGUUUGCAUUAAAGGAGAAAUCCAUAGUGUCUACAUUGUAGAACAGACACACUCAGAACAGUACAAACCUCAGUCUCAUUCUUCUUUCUGUCCCUCCCUCUCUUGACAGUGUGUGGUGUAGCUAGGCCUAAUGUUAGCCUGUGGUUUGGGACUGGUGUUCCUUCACCCAGCAUCCAUGGCAGGACUAGUUUGACACUCCCUGGUGUUCCUUCACCCAGCAGCCAUGGCAGGACUAGUUUGACACUCCCUGGUAUUCCUUCACCCAGCAUCCAUGGCAGGACUAGUUUGACACUCCCUGGUAUUCCUUCACCCAGCAUCCAUGGCAGGACUAGUUUGACACUCCCUGGUGUUCCUUCACCCAGCAUCCAUGGCAGGACUAGUUUGACACUCCCUGGUGUUCCUUCACCCAGCAGCCAUGGCAGGACUAGUUUGACACUACCUGGUGUUCCUUCACCCAGCAUCCAUGGCAGGACUAGUUUGACACUCCCUGGUGUUCCUUCACCCAGCAGCCAUGGCAGGACUAGUUUGACACUCCCUGGUGUUCCUUCACCCAGCAGCCAUGGCAGGACUAGUUUGACACUCCCUGGUAUUCCUUCACCCAGCAGCCAUGUCCCUCUCACUAUAACAGGAUAGCACUGCUACUGCCAGGGUAUUCACCGAUACCGUGUCAGAUCUUUUUUUUAUCCUGCUAAUGGUUAGGGUUAGGAUUGGGGCGGGGUAAUCUGAUCCUAGAUCUGUGGUUAGGGGCAAUGUCUGUUUGGCCUCUCAGCAGUGUCAAAUGGUGUUUUGGAGAUGUACUUAAUUUCCUUCAGCCCCAGGUUGUGAAAUACACGCGGGGGCGUUGUGGCUAGACAAUGUUUUUGUUGACAAGUGCAUCGGUAAUGGAAUGAUGACACAGCUGGCUCCGACCAAUUCAGUAGUGGGUGUGUCUCCCCCUCACUUCCUGCAGAAAGCCACAGAGGACUAAAUUUACCCCAGAAAGAGUGUGUGUGUGUGUUGUUAAGGGGAGUAGGAGAGACACAGGAGUAUAAACGGAAGGGCGUAUUAUUCUCUGUGGAGUUUAAAUAAUGAGUUUGGCUGAGAGUAGAGGGAAAUGACUAACAGAAAGGCCUCAAAUCCCCCAGUCUGUUAAUGAAGUCUAAAUGUGAAGGAUGGAACCCAAUAGAUCACGUUUGAUUGACUAAUCAUCACAAUAAUUAAGUGUUGGUCAAGAGAGAACCUCUAUAGCGUACAUAAGUGGUCCUAGCUGAAGCUCUAGUGUGUGUGUGUGUGUGUGUGUAGGGUGACUGUCAGUCCUAUAGCUAUGAGUGUAGGGUGACUGUCAGUCCUAUAGCUAUGAGUGUAGGGUGACUGUCAGUCCUAUAGCUAUGAGUGUAGGGUGACUGUCAGUCCUAUAGCUAUGAGUGUAGGGUGACUGUCAGUCCUAUAGCUAUGAGUGUAGGGUGACUGUCGGUCCUAUAGCUAUGAGUGUAGGGUGACUGUCAGUCCUAUAGCUAUGAGUGUAGGGUGACUGUCAGUCCUAUAGCUAUGAGUGUAGGGUGACUGUCGGUCCUAUAGCUAUGAGUGUAGGGUGACUGUCAGUCCUAUAGCUAUGAGUGUAGGGUCACCUGUAAAGAGACUCCUAACCUGUUCUCUGUCUCUUUCUGUCUCUGUGUGUGUAGGGUGACUGUCGGUCCUAUAGCUAUGAGUGUAGGGUGACUGUCGGUCCUAUAGCUAUGAGUGUAGGGUGACUGUCAGUCCUAUAGCUAUGAGUGUAGGGUCACCUGUAAAGAGACUCCUAACCUGUUCUCUGUCUCUUUCUGUCUCUGUGUGUGUAGGGUGACUGUCGGUCCUAUAGCUAUGAGUGUAGGGUGACUGUCGGUCCUAUAGCUAUGAGUGUAGGGUGACUGUCAGUCCUAUAGCUAUGAAUGUAGGGUCACCUGUAAAGAGACUCCUAACCUGUUCUCUGUCUCUUUCUGUCUCUGUGUGUGUAGGGUGACUGUCGGUCCUAUAGCUAUGAGUGUAGGGUGACUGUCGGUCCUAUAGCUAUGAGUGUAGGGUGACUGUCAGUCCUAUAGCUAUGAAUGUAGGGUCACCUGUAAAGAGACUCCUAACCUGUUCUCUGUCUCUUUCUGUCUCUGUGUGUGUAGGGUGACUGUCGGUCCUAUAGCUAUGUCUGUGGGGUCAGCAGUAAAGAGGCUCCACACUGGGAAUCACUGAUGUUCCUGGCCAGACUCAUCCCUCGCAUGUGCCACACCAUCAACAGGUAACACAGUACAUGUUAGUAGAUGAAGUAAAACCUUUACUGUUAGCAGGAUGCCAUAUGGACUGUCUGGGUCUUUGCUCUCUCCUGCCUCCCUCCAGAGUUGUGUAUGUAUUUGGGUCCCAUGUGAAGGAGCCUCCCACAGACAUCACCCCCACCUUCCUGACCACAGGCGUUCUCAGCACACUCAGACAGGCAGACUUCGUGGCUCACUCCAUCCUCAGAGAGUCUGGUAAGUGGUUUCUGUCAAGAGAAUUUCUAUCUCUAAUUCAACCUAAGCUUGAAUCAUUACCAGAGGUUGUAAGGCUCUGUGUUUUAAUCAUCAAUGAUUCAAGGUCCACAACCCACAAGUAUUAUCUGUAUAUUUAUUCAUGGAGAGCUCUGACGCCAAAAACACAUACACUCAGUUUUAUACUUCCUGAACUUGACUCCACCCACCUUUAGGUGGCUUUUCUAAACAGUUCCCGCCUUCCCCCUUGAAUGGUUAGUAACGCCCCUUCUGUUAGUGGGUUGACACUACAUGAUCAUUCUAACAUUUAUACUGUGUUUGGGGUGAAAUUCUUUAGUCAUUAUUCUUAAAAUACAAAUUAAUCUAACAGUUUCCCGCUUCAGGAGGGGAGCAGAAUGGUUGGAUUCAGUGUGGAGCGGGAAAUAGAGUAUAGAUAUACAGUGUGUAGAAUUCUAGGGAUGUGGACGGUUAUUCGAAUAUCCAAACGGACGUUAGUAUUCAAAUACUUUGUGAGUAUUCAAUUUUGAGAGAAAAAAUUAUAGGCCUAUUUUAACAGGCUUUGUCUAAAUUAAAUGAACAUAUCCAUGUGACAUUGUUACGUACAAGGAUAUACUAUGACAUUAUUAAUUUAAUAAAAUAACAAACUUUUCAAUGUCGUUUUUAUGAUGUGCAUGGUGCGCCCCCAUAAAAAGUCUGCUUGCGCCCGUCACACACCGCCCCCUCCACAGCUGCAGCAAUAGAUCGCCAGCGUCUCUCCCUCGUGCAGCAGUGCCCAGGUUAAAAACGGAAGUAAAAAAAAUACAUGUGUUUCGGAUAGCCAACAAACAUUCACGAUACUAUUGGAAUAGUGAAAUUAUUUCAAACCCCCCCCCCCCAUCCCUAUAGAACACACUUCCCUUAUGACCUGCUCAUUGCUAACCCUGUCUGGUGUGGAAACUAUGUGCCCUCUUUCUCCCAGGUUACUCUGGUAAGAUCAGUCAGAUGCCGGUCAUCCUGACCCCGCUGCACUUUGACCGAGAUUCCUCACAGAGGCAACCGUCCUGCCGGCGCUCUGUGGUCGUCAGAACCUUCAUCACCAGAGACUUCAUGACCGGGAUCCCUGCCACGCCCGGAAACCACAUCCCUGAAGAGGUACUACCGCUAGCCACAAGGGGGGGAUUAGAAAGACAGACGGACAUUGUUCUAUUGCUCUCAGUGCAGAUGUAGAAACCUGUAGGUCUCCAGCCCUAACCCUUUUCUCUCUCUCUCUCUCUCUCUCUCUCUCUCUCUCUCUCUCUCUCUCUCUCUCUCUCUCUCUCUUCUCUUCUCUUCUCUUCUCUCUCUCUUCUCUUCUCUUCUCUUCUCUCUCUCUCUCUCUCUCUCUCUCUCCUCUCUCUCUCUUCGUUCCUCUCUCUCUCUCUCUCCCCCCCCCCCCCAAUCUGGCUCCACAGGUGGUGCUGAAGAUGGUGAAUGAGAUCAAGAAGAUCCCUGGCAUCUCCAGGGUGAUGUUUGACCUGACCUCCAAACCUCCCGGCACCACAGAGUGGGAGUAGAGCUCAUGAAGAGAGAGAGAAGGGAGGUGUGGUGAGCUCCUCUUCUCCUCCUUUCUUUCCUAACACCUCCACACUCCCCCCCCCCCCCCCCCCCCCCCA